GCUGAGUGGAGGAGUUGAUGUGUCUCAUUAUAACAGCCAAUGCAGCCGCCAUCCACGCACAAGCAAAGAAGCAUGUCCCAUUUAAAUACACCCACGCAGCCCCAGCGCCCUUAGCCGAUCGGGGCGCGCAGCCCACACGCACCGCGGCUCCGGGCUUGGAGAUCCGUGCACGCUGGGCUCCCGGACCCAGCGGACCGUCCAGAGAGGAGGGUCGAGCUCGGGCUCCGUGGGGUUGGAGUGGGCGGGGGAGGCUGGGCCCCGGGCCUCUGACGCUGCACCCGCAUGAGGAGGACGCGAGUGAAAUAGACCAAGGUGGAAUUGCCAAGGGAGAAGCUUCGGGGUGGCUUUGGUCCAUUUCUCCGGGCGAAGAAGUAGACAUGGCGAGCGACUCCCCGGCUCGCAGUCUGGAUGAGAUCGAUCUCUCAGCUCUGAGGGACCCUGCAGGGAUCUUUGAAUUGGUGGAACUUGUUGGAAAUGGAACAUAUGGGCAGGUUUAUAAGGGUCGUCAUGUCAAAACAGGCCAACUUGCAGCCAUUAAGGUUAUGGAUGUCACAGGGGAUGAAGAGGAAGAAAUAAAACAAGAAAUUAACAUGUUGAAGAAAUAUUCUCAUCAUCGGAAUAUAGCUACAUACUAUGGUGCUUUUAUCAAAAAGAACCCUCCUGGCAUGGAUGACCAACUUUGGUUGGUGAUGGAGUUUUGUGGCGCUGGCUCUGUCACUGAUCUCAUCAAGAACACGAAAGGAAACACACUGAAAGAAGAGUGGAUCGCAUACAUCUGCAGAGAGAUCCUACGGGGGCUGAGUCACCUGCACCAGCAUAAGGUGAUUCAUCGGGAUAUAAAAGGGCAAAAUGUCUUGUUGACUGAAAAUGCAGAAGUUAAACUAGUGGACUUUGGGGUCAGUGCCCAGCUUGACCGCACAGUGGGCAGGAGAAACACUUUCAUUGGGACGCCCUACUGGAUGGCACCGGAAGUCAUUGCCUGUGAUGAAAACCCAGAUGCCACAUAUGAUUUCAAGAGUGACUUGUGGUCUCUGGGAAUCACCGCCAUAGAGAUGGCAGAAGGUGCUCCCCCUCUCUGUGACAUGCACCCCAUGAGAGCCCUCUUCCUCAUCCCCCGGAACCCAGCACCUCGGCUGAAGUCUAAGAAGUGGUCAAAAAAAUUCCAGUCAUUUAUUGAGAGCUGCUUGGUAAAGAAUCACAGCCAGCGACCGGCAACAGAGCAACUGAUGAAGCAUCCAUUUAUACGAGACCAACCGAACGAGCGCCAGGUCCGCAUUCAACUCAAGGACCAUAUUGAUAGAACAAAGAAGAAAAGAGGAGAAAAAGAUGAGACUGAGUAUGAGUACAGUGGAAGUGAGGAAGAGGAGGAGGAGAACGACUCUGGAGAGCCCAGCUCCAUCCUGAACCUGCCUGGAGAGUCUACACUACGGCGGGACUUCCUGAGACUCCAGCUGGCCAACAAGGAGCGUUCAGAGGCCCUGCGGAGGCAGCAGCUGGAGCAGCAGCAGCGGGAGAACGAGGAACAUAAGAGGCAGCUGCUGGCCGAGCGCCAGAAGCGCAUUGAGGAGCAGAAGGAGCAGCGGAGGCGGCUGGAGGAGCAACAGAGGAGAGAGAAAGAGCUGCGGAAGCAGCAGGAGAGGGAGCAGCGCCGGCACUAUGAGGAGCAAAUGCGCAGGGAGGAGGAGCGGAGGCGUGCGGAGCACGAGCAGGAGUACAUCAGGCGACAGUUAGAGGAGGAGCAAAGACAGUUAGAAAUCUUGCAGCAGCAGCUUCUGCAUGAACAAGCGCUACUUCUGGAAUAUAAGCGCAAGCAAUUGGAAGAACAGAGACAAGCAGAAAGGCUGCAGAGACAGCUAAAGCAAGAGAGAGACUACUUGGUUUCUCUUCAGCACCAGCGGCAGGAACAGAGGCCCCUGGAGAAGAAGCCAUUGUACCAUUACAAGGAAGGGAUGAGUCCUAGUGAGAAGCCGGCAUGGGCCAAGGAGGUAGAAGAACGGUCAAGGCUCAACCGGCAGAGUUCACCUGCCAUGCCUCACAAGGUUGCCAACAGGAUUUCUGACCCCAACUUGCCCCCAAGGUCGGAGUCCUUCAGCAUCAGUGGGGUUCAGCCUGCUCGAACACCCCCUAUGCUGAGACCUGUUGAUCCCCAGAUUCCACAACUGGUGGCUGUAAAAUCCCAGGGACCUGCCUUGACCGCUUCCCAGUCAUUGCAUGAGCAGCCCACGAAAGGCCUGUCUGGGUUUCAGGAGGCUCUGAACGUGACCCCUCACCGUGUUGAGAUGCCACGCCAGAACUCAGAUCCCACCUCUGAAAACCCUCCUCUUCCCACUCGCAUUGAGAAGUUUGACAGAAGCUCUUGGUUACGACAGGAAGAAGACAUUCCACCAAAGGUGCCUCAAAGAACUACUUCCAUAUCCCCAGCAUUAGCCAGAAAGAAUUCACCUGGAAACGGCAGUGCUUUGGGACCCAGACUAGGAUCCCAACCCAUCAGAGCAAGCAACCCUGAUCUCCGGAGAACAGAGCCCGUCUUGGAGAGCCCCUUGCAGAGGACCAGCAGUGGCAGCUCCUCCAGCUCCAGCACCCCCAGCUCCCAGCCCAGUUCCCAAGGGGGCUCUCAGCCUGGCUCACAGGCAGGAUCCAGCGAACGGACCAGAGUUCGAGCUAACAGUAAGUCAGAAGGAUCACCUGUGCUCCCCCACGAGCCUUCCAAGGUGAAACCAGAAGAAUCCAGAGAUAUUACCCGACCCAGCCGACCAGCUAGCUAUAAGAAAGCUAUAGAUGAGGAUCUGACGGCAUUAGCCAAAGAAUUAAGAGAACUGCGGAUUGAAGAAACAAACCGCCCACUGAAGAAGGUGACUGAUUAUUCCUCCUCCAGUGAAGAGUCAGAGAGUAGUGAGGAGGAGGAGGAAGAUGGAGAGAGCGAGACCCACGAUGGGACAGUGGCUGUCAGUGACAUACCCAGACUCAUACCAACUGGAGCUCCAGGAAGCAAUGAGCAGUACAAUAUGGGAAUGGUGGGAACACAUGGGCUGGAGACCUCUCAUGCAGACACUUUUAGCAGUAGUAUUUCAAGAGAAGGAACCCUGAUGAUUAGAGAGACAGCUGGAGAGAAGAAGCGAUCUGGCCACAGUGACAGCAAUGGCUUCGCUGGGCACAUCAAUCUCCCUGACCUGGUGCAGCAGAGCCACUCCCCAGCUGGGACCCCAACCGAGGGCCUGGGACGUGUUUCCACCCAUCCCCAGGAGAUGGACUCUGGGACUGAAUAUGGCAUGGGAAGCAGCACGAAAACCUCCUUCACUCCCUUUGUGGACCCCAGAGUAUACCAGACAUCUCCCACUGAUGAAGAUGAGGAGGAUGAAGAAUCAUCAGCUGCAGGAACCCAGAGGUAUCCAGGGACCAUAGGAAAAGCUGCUCCUCAGCAAUCUCUGAACGUACCACAUAUUUCCCAAAAACAACUUCUGGCUCUGUUUACUAGCGAACUCCUUAGGCAAGAACAGGCCAAACUCAAUGAAGCAAGAAAGAUUUCUGUGGUAAACGUAAACCCAACCAACAUUCGACCUCAUAGUGACACACCAGAAAUCAGAAAAUACAAGAAACGAUUCAAUUCAGAAAUACUUUGUGCAGCUCUGUGGGGUGUAAACCUUCUGGUGGGAACUGAAAAUGGCCUGAUGCUUUUGGACCGAAGUGGGCAAGGCAAAGUGUACAAUCUGAUCAACAGAAGGCGAUUUCAGCAGAUGGAUGUGCUAGAGGGACUGAAUGUUCUUGUGACAAUAUCAGGAAAAAAGAAUAAGCUACGCGUUUACUAUCUGUCAUGGUUAAGAAACAGAAUACUGCACAAUGACCCAGAAGUGGAGAAGAAACAAGGCUGGAUCACCGUUGGGGACUUGGAAGGCUGCAUACAUUACAAAGUUGUUAAAUAUGAAAGGAUCAAAUUCUUGGUGAUUGCCUUAAAGAAUGCUGUAGAGAUAUAUGCUUGGGCUCCUAAACCAUAUCAUAAGUUCAUGGCAUUUAAGUCUUUUGCAGAUCUUCAGCACAAGCCUCUACUUGUUGACCUCACUGUAGAAGAAGGUCAGAGAUUAAAGGUUAUUUUUGGCUCACACACUGGUUUCCAUGUAAUUGAUGUUGAUUCAGGAAACUCUUAUGAUAUCUACAUACCAUCUCAUAUUCAGGGCAAUAUCACUCCUCAUGCUAUUGUCAUCUUGCCUAAAACAGAUGGAAUGGAAAUGCUUGUUUGCUAUGAGGAUGAGGGGGUGUAUGUGAACACCUAUGGUCGGAUAACUAAAGAUGUGGUGCUCCAAUGGGGAGAAAUGCCCACCUCUGUGGCUUACAUUCAUUCCAAUCAGAUAAUGGGCUGGGGCGAGAAAGCUAUUGAGAUCCGGUCAGUGGAAACAGGACAUUUGGAUGGAGUAUUUAUGCAUAAGCGAGCUCAAAGGUUAAAGUUUCUAUGUGAAAGAAAUGAUAAGGUAUUUUUUGCAUCCGUGCGAUCUGGAGGAAGUAGCCAAGUGUUUUUCAUGACCCUCAACAGAAAUUCCAUGAUGAACUGGUAACAGAAGAGCACUUGGCACUUAUCUUCAUGGCGUUAUUUCUAAUGUAAAAGAACAUAACUCAUGUGGACUUAUGCCAGUCUAGAGGCAGAACCAGAAGGCUUGAUUGAACAUACUCUUUGCCCUUUUCCUCUUCCUCCACCCCUCCUAAAACAGUCCAUCUUUCAGUGUUGCAGCCUGUUGAGAAGGAGAGAGAAAGGCGGCAGGAAUGUCCAGAAGAUCCCCCAAGGAUGCUGCAUUAUUUGUGGACAGAGAUGGACCAUGUGCCCUUUGGAGUUAGGGAUAGAAACAAAUAUUGUGUGCUCUUAUGAUUAAGCUGUGUUAUGGUGGCUUUUGAAUUUUUUUUACCUUUUCCUUUACCCCCUUAUUUUAUAAGAAUGGGAGAGAUGCAUAUUGAGAAAAUGAGUCUGUUUUUAAUUCUGUCUGCCUGCUAGUUUUAAGUAUAAAGUAUGUUGUAAAAUUUCCCAUCUACAGUGGUAAGAGACAGCACAAUAAAUGUACCUUAUCUCCUCACGCUGAAGACCGUAACUGCAUAGCGGGGAUAAUUUAAGAACUCUCUUGCCUUCACCAACCUAAAUAGUUGCUUUUCGAUAGCAACUGGCUAAUGAAUUUUUAAAAGAGAAGAAAAGUACUAGUUUUCCCCUCUUUUGGGAAAUAGAUUUUAAAUGGCUAAACUACUAGCCUUAGUCUAAUAAAAUCAAGUACCACUUUUUUGAGUCUGACAGGCCAUAUUUUUAUGUGGUCCUUUAAAGAAUGGAGUACACUGAAUGGGAUAGAAAUGCCAUUGAGUUGAGUGGGCCUAGCGACCGAGGAGGGACUCAGUGACUGAGGAAGGACUGGUAAUACAACUUUCCCUCAGCUGUGACGCAACAAAUCAGGGCAAAAGAUUAGAUGACAGACGGGUCAGGAUGAACUUCUAGGGGGAAAAAAAAAAAAUAUAUAUAUAUAUAUAUAUACAUAUAUAUAUAUAUAUAUAUGUAUAUAUAUAUAUGAUCUUUUAAAAAUACAAAGUCACUUGGUUUGGGCUUCAUUAAGACUGAGACACUGCUGAGUUCCUUCUGGGAAUUGGGAAGUGAAUGACAUCCAGGCUCUGGACACUCCCGACUCUCUCGUAAGGGUGCCACUUUCUCAAAAUGAAAACUGUGACUGAAAAAAGAAACUUAAUAAUAAAUGUUUUUGAGCUGCCUGUGUUUUCCCUGAGUUGGUGAGAGACAGGACUAGACUUCUGAGCCUGCCUCAGACACAGUAGGCUCAGAUUUUAGAGAACUUGAAAGCAAGGCUUUUGGCCAAUAUUUUGAGACCCUAAUCACUAUACCUUCCUCCAAAAUACCCAACAUAUGGUAAACAACAUUUGUGCAGAUAUGUAUGUAUUUAGUUCAGGUUGACUUGUGCCCUUAUAAACUCUUACUCGAAUGAUUUGAACUUUUAUGUGACUGUCUGCGAUUUUUUUCCCAAAGCUACGAGCAUGGCCGCCUGUGGUAUCAAGGUGUUGCAAAAUGAUAUCUAUGUUGCGCUUCCUGUUUUAACCUACCUCGUUUGUUAAUUUUUGUUUCACUGUUCAUCACAGUUAUCUCCAGGAGACAUAUAGAGAGCUCAACUGGCAAUCUCAGGUGUAUGUAAUAUUUUAAAACAAAACAGUAGUUGGCCAAAUUGUUCUUCUAAAAAAUGUGGGAGCGGGAAUCCAACAACAAAAAUGAAUGUGGCUUAUUUUGGAGAAAGCAAUUACCAUAAAUGGAACACCCCCCUCCCACCCCCCACAAAAAAUUAUCCUACCAAUGUUGCCUAAAUACUAGAGCAGCUGAUAUACUAUUAAUGAGAACGAAACACACAUUAGGAAAAUGGUGCCAUUUCAAUCUGGUAGUUUGGGCAAGGAGGGGAGGGAAAAGGAAAUAUUCUGGAUUCUGGACUAGAUAUUUAUACCCCACCCACCCCCAAAGGUAGUUGCCAUGUGCAUUUAUUUUAAAAGGUAACACAGGAAUGCAAUUGAGGAUUAUUUUUGGGCAAUCACCAAGAUGUCUUCAUCAUGGUCCCCCUUUAGCUCUCAAAAGCAAUGAAACCAUCCCGUUCUCAUUUUUACUGCUGUGACUAUGCUGCUGAACAAUACUAUAUUCACAAAUUCCAUCAACAAAUUCAGCAAUAAACUGUUUGGAUUGAAUUUAGCAACUACUGUAAUUGGAUGUCGAUGUUAACGAAAAUAUAUUGAUUUGGGUCUCAUCCCCGAACGUGAUUGCCACCAGCUCUUUAUAUUGCUGCUGUGGUAUUUUAAACCAGAAGCUUUUUUAAAUUAUGUUGCAAACUGAUCUUUGUUUUUAUGUUUUGUUUUGUUCUGUUUUAUUUCUAAGUGAUAAGUUCAAAACACACAGCUUUAAAUGAUUUUUUAUUGUGGGAAUUUUGGGUACAGUUAAGAAAUAAAAGGGAAUCAUUGUGUUCAAACAUAAGGUAGUUUGUGAAUGUAUUUUUUAAAAUCUAGAUUCAUUGAAACAAGAAAUCAUAAGACAAUAUUAAUGCAGUCUUGUUUACAGUAUGUACAGUGACAUAACAUAGAACAUGAGCUUCUCUGGUGCCAACAACAAUAAAACACAGACGUUAACCAUCGA
This is a messenger RNA of Cavia porcellus (domestic guinea pig), 7141 nucleotides long. RefSeq names its product TRAF2 and NCK interacting kinase (gene Tnik). The coding region runs from base 18 to 4547 and encodes 1509 amino acids. NCBI's taxonomy places the organism in Eukaryota, Metazoa, Chordata, Mammalia, Rodentia, Caviidae. The transcript is spliced from 34 exons. Gene Ontology annotation, biological process: protein phosphorylation. The record is from RefSeq and is a predicted model, not a curated record. Gene Ontology annotation, molecular function: ATP binding; protein kinase activity.